AUGAUUAGUGUCUCCCUGCGAUCAGCAAGACGUACGAAUCGGUUCUCAUACUCGGUUCUUCAACUCGGCGGCCAAGCGGGUAGAGGGGUACUUCCGGACAAAGAGCUAGGCCAUCUAGCCACUGAGUCGAUUGAUCUCCUUCAUUCUAUAGAGCAAAUGUUGGAACCGGGCCAUCUCGUCCUCGCUAAUCAUUUUCUAGGAUAUGUUCAUGCUAAGUGUUUGUGUGCGGCAGUCGAUCUGCGGAUUGCAGACAUCCUUCUAGAUCAAGGGCCACGGACUGUCGAGGAAUUGGCGUCUGCUGGCGAGGCACAGGCAGACCGUCUGGGCCAGGUCAUGAGGGUUCUCUCGAACAAUGCCAUCUUUACCUAUAACCAAAGCACGGCAACAUAUGAGAACAAUCAUACAGCCACUCUCCUGCUGCAUGAUCACUGGACGCAGUGGCAUAACUGGGUUGACCUCUAUGGCAACCAAUUCUAUGACAUGGCACGUGGGAUCCCCAAGUCUUUACAGAAGGGUGUCGCUCGUUGCCCGGCUCAGGUCAACUAUGAUACCGACGACGGGAUGUUCUCUUAUUUCCUCAAGCAAAAUUGGACGGCUCAGCUACACCGCACGCUGGGCGGCGGCGCAACAGCCCAAGCACCAGGUAUUCUAGCUGACUACCCAUGGGCUGAAGUGGCAGACGAGACAAUAAUCGAUAUCGGCGGAGGAGGCGCCGCACUUAUUGCUCUAUUAUUGCGUGCACACUCGACCAUGCGCGGUGGAAUCUUCGAUCUCCUGCAUGUUAUCGACCAUGUUACUCCCUUCUUUCACUCGCCUGACGGCCAGUUCGCGGACCUGGCCGACCGCGUCCCGCGUGAAAAUCUUAUUGCUGGUGAUUUCUUCAAAGCUAUUCCUCCUGCUACAGUGUAUACAAUGAAAUGGACACUGCAUGACUGGAAAGAGCCCGAAGCAGUUACAAUAUUGCGCCUUAUCCGGCAGUCAAUCAUUCCGGGGCCCAAGAGCCGGCUUGUCGUGCUGGAGUCUCUUUUGGCAAAUGGCCGAUCGGCACGCCUCUCUCGGUACGCGGACAUGAACAUGAUGAUAACGGCGAAUGGACUGAAACGAACAGAGGGUGACUGGCGAAAUCUUGCUGAGCAGUCAGGGUGGAGCAUUGUGCGUAUCAUCCCUUUACGCAAUGCAUGGCCUUGUGCAAUUGAGAUGCGGCCAGAUGUACCUCGGGCCAAUGGAUGGAGUAUAUGA
Molecule: messenger RNA, 1239 nt
Organism: Trichoderma virens Gv29-8
Lineage: Eukaryota; Fungi; Ascomycota; Sordariomycetes; Hypocreales; Hypocreaceae
Exons: 3
Coding region: 1-1239 (412 amino acids)
Molecular function (GO): O-methyltransferase activity
Source: RefSeq, a predicted model, not a curated record